This is a messenger RNA of Budorcas taxicolor (takin), 2586 nucleotides long. RefSeq names its product C-terminal-binding protein 2-like. The record is from RefSeq and is a predicted model, not a curated record. Gene Ontology annotation, molecular function: oxidoreductase activity, acting on the CH-OH group of donors, NAD or NADP as acceptor; NAD binding; transcription corepressor activity. Lineage: Eukaryota; Metazoa; Chordata; Mammalia; Artiodactyla; Bovidae.
GGCCCGGGACGAGGUUUCAUCGCCUUAAAUGGUUUUGAACCAAUGAAGCUGGAUUCUCUUAAAAAAGACGGACAGCCCAUCGUGUGAACUAUAGAGUUUGUGGACUUAUUUAUGUUGGGCGCGUAGUGGCGUAAUGCCCGCAGACUCCUGCGAGGGCCCCUAAGUUCUUAGAGGACUGCUUUGCCUUUUGAAUCAGAGAGGUGCAAAGUUCGAUAAAGAAUGGCCCUUGUGGAUAAGCACAAAGUCAAGCGACAGCGAUUGGACAGAAUUUGCGAAGGCAUCCGCCCCCAGAUCAUGAACGGCCCCCUGCACCCCCGCCCCCUGGUGGCGCUGCUCGACGGAGACUGCACGGUGGAGAUGCCCAUCCUGAAGGACUUGGCCACCGUGGCCUUCUGCGACGCACAGUCCACCCAGGAGAUCCACGAGAAGGUUUUAAACGAGGCGGUCGGCGCCAUGAUGUAUCACACCAUCGCGCUCACCAGGGAGGACCUGGAGAAGUUCAAGGCCCUGCGGGUGAUCGUGCGGAUAGGCAGCGGCUACAACGUCGACAUCAAAGCUGCGGGGGAACUCGGGAUCGCCGUGUGCAACAUCCCAUCCGCGGCUGUGGAGGAGACAGCGGACUCCACCAUCUGCCACAUCCUUAACCUGUACCGGAGGAACACCUGGCUGUACCAGGCGCUGCGGGAAGGCACGCGGGUGCAGAGCGUCGAGCAGAUCCGGGAGGUCGCCUCGGGGGCCGCGCGCAUCCGCGGGGAGACGCUGGGCCUCAUUGGCUUCGGUCGCACGGGGCAGGCGGUUGCCGUUCGAGCCAAGGCCUUUGGAUUCAGCGUCCUAUUUUAUGACCCCUACUUGCAGGAUGGGACGGAGAGGUCCCUGGGCGUGCAGAGGGUCUAUACCCUGCAGGACUUACUGUACCAGAGCGACUGCGUCUCCCUGCACUGCAAUCUCAAAGAACAUAACCACCACCUCAUCAAUGACUUCACUAUAAAGCAGAUGAGGCAAGGCGCCUUCCUAGUGAAUGCGGCCCGCGGCGGACUGGUGGAUGAGAAAGCCUUAGCCCAAGCCCUCAAAAAAGGCAGGAUACGAGGGGCGGCCCUCGACGUGCACGAGUCGGAGCCUUUCAGCUUUGCUCAGGGUCCUUUGAAAGAUGCACCGAAUCUCAUCUGUACUCCGCACACAGCCUGGUAUAGUGAGCAAGCCUCACUGGAGAUGCGGGAGGCGGCCGCCACUGAGAUCCGCCGGGCCAUCACAGGUCUCAUCCCAGAGAGCUUAAGAAACUGUGUGAACAAGGAAUUCUUUGUCACAACAGCUCCCUGGUCAGUAAUAGAUCAGCAAGCAAUUCAUCCAGAGCUCAAUGGUGCCACAUACAGAUACCCGCCAGGCAUCGUGGGCGUGGCUCCGGGAGGACUUCCUGCUGCCAUGGAAGGGAUCAUCCCCGGAGGCAUCCCGGUGACCCACAACCUCCCCACAGUGGCACAUCCCUCCCAAGCUCCCUCUCCCAACCAGCCCACGAAACACGGGGACAAUCGAGAGCACCCCAACGAGCAAUAGCAGCGAGUGAUGAAAGGUAAUCAUUCAGAUACACCUGGGACCAAGAGACAGUGAAAAAUGAACUAAGAGAAAAGGAAUUUGACAGUCUUUUUAACUGAUUCUGGACAUAUAUGCAUCAUUGACGUUGCAGUGUUACAGCUACAAAAGAGCUAGAAGCCGAGAAGUGGGAAAACUGAAGAUGUCGUCUGCUUGCAGAAGCGCUGAGAGAGACUAGGACGUGAUUUAUUAACGACCAACUUCUGUUAUUGUGUGUUAAGUUUUUCAUCUGUGCAUCAAAUCACAAAGAAUAAAUAUAGAUCUUUUUCCUUUAUCAGUCCCUUGGGCACAGGAGGUCCUGAACACCUUGCUCUAGAAUGUUGCAUCAAGAGUUCCAAACAUCAAAAUAAAAUAUUAAAGAGGAAAUCCCCACCCUAUGACUCUAGUCCCUUCGGUCCACGGGGCUGGUUACCUCUUUUGCUAAUAGGAAGAUUCAAUUAUUACAAAAUGGGGAGAACGCGGUCUGCCUGUGUUAGACACCGCGAGCACGGGAUUGAAGACAGCACAGGCUCCUGUACAGAGAAUUCUCCCACCUGAACUGCAUACUGAGCGGGCAAGUUGGUUGUGAGUUCAGUGAAACCCUCUGAUGAUGCAAAAAAAGAAAAAAGUAUUAAGUUUCACAAGCUGUUUGUACUCAAAUAUAUUUUCUCAGUUUCAGAUCCUCAGCUAUUUUAUUGAGUGGAAAGUCUUGAACUGAAAGGGUUCAAGAAGAAUAAUGUUGCAUUUCCUUAUGUCUCAGGAAACACUUUUUAUGGUAACUUGUCAGAUUGUCUAUGAACAAACCCACUUUUUUAGACAUUGAUAAAGUCUUCUUUUCUUCACGUGAUAUUUUAUACAAGAACACUUCAGGUGUGUUAUUAGAUGUGACUGAUUUUAACAAAUCCUAUUAGAUUUGUAUCAACUAGUUACAUGUUAUAUUCAUAGUCUUUUGUGAAUCAUCGCCUUUUUUGUUUAAAAGAUGGCCUAUUUUGAGCCUUUGUAUAGGUACAUUCCUGUUUU